Messenger RNA from Pipistrellus nathusii (Nathusius's pipistrelle), 651 nucleotides. Lineage: Eukaryota; Metazoa; Chordata; Mammalia; Chiroptera; Vespertilionidae. The record is from the annotation of a GenBank genome assembly.
AUGGGGGCCGUCAUGGGCACCUUCUCAUCUCUGCAGACCAAACAAAGGCGCACCUCCAAAGAUAAGAUUGAGGAUGAGCUGGAGAUGACCAUGGUCUGCCACCGGCCUGAGGGCCUGGAGCAGCUGGAGGCCCAGACCAACUUCACCAAGAGGGAGCUGCAAGUCCUGUAUCGAGGCUUCAAAAACGAGUGCCCGAGCGGUGUGGUCAACGAGGAAACAUUCAAGCAGAUCUACGCACAGUUCUUCCCUCACGGAGAUGCCACCACGUAUGCCCAUUACCUCUUCCACGCCUUUGACACCACCCAGACCGGCUCCGUGAAGUUCGAGGACUUUGUGACCGCUCUGUCGAUCCUACUGAGAGGAACCGUCCAUGAGAAGCUAAGGUGGACUUUUAACUUGUAUGACAUCAAUAAGGAUGGCUACAUCAACAAAGAGGAGAUGAUGGACAUUGUCAAGGCCAUCUACGACAUGAUGGGCAAAUACACGUAUCCCGUGCUCAAGGAGGACACCCCCAGGCAGCACGUGGACGUCUUCUUCCAGAAAAUGGACAAAAAUAAAGACGGGAUCGUGACGUUAGAUGAAUUUCUCGAAUCCUGUCAGGAGGAUGACAACAUCAUGAGGUCCCUCCAGCUGUUCCAAAACGUCAUGUAA